CAAUCGGUGCUCUCAUAAGUAUCGUUCUACUAUGGAGAGAAAUAACCCUUGCAUCGUCAUGGUUCCAUCUCCAGGCUUCAGCCAUCUCAUCCCACUCAUUGAGUUCUCAAAACGACUCGUCGUUCAUCACCCUCACUUCCACAUCACCUUCUUCAUCCCCACGCUUGGCCCUCCCUCUCCAUCUACGCUCUCCAUCUUCGAAUCUCUCCCACCACAUAUACACUUCACUGUUCUUCCACAUGUCAAUGCCGAUGAACUCAAAGGAUUCGACUCUGCAACACAGAUCCACCGCACUGUUAUACUCUCUCUUCAAUCUCUUCAUAAAGCUUUGAGCUCUUUCAGUUCUCAGACACGUCUUGUCGCUAUGGUUGUCGAUCCAUUCUCUAUUGAUGCAUUGGACAUUGCAAAGCAAUUCAACCUCAACCUCCCUCAACCUCAAGUCGUAUGUUUUUUAUUUUUCCUCGGCUACUUUACUGUCAUUUUCCCUCCAUCUUCCCGAGCUUAUGGUUCCUACUGGUGGAUUCCGAGAGUUAUCACAACCUCUGGAGCUUCCAGGUUGCAUAAGUUUUCGAGGUAAGGAUCUUCCAGGACCUGAUCUUGAAAGAUCUUGUGAAACGUACAAAACAGUCCUUCACAUGUUCAAACGACUUCGUUUAGCAGAUGGUAUCAUAGUGAACAGCUUUCUAGAUUUUGAACCAGAGCCAAUAAUAGCUCUACAACAAAGUAAUUCUAAAUUCCCUCAUAUUUAUCCUGUGGGUCCUAUUUUGCGGACCGAGUCUAAGCACAUAAACAUGCCAGCUUCGGAGUGUUUAAUGUGGUUAGACAGUCAACCUAAAGACUCUGUGUUGUAUGUUAGUUUUGGGAGUGGUGGAACAUUGUCACAGGACCAGCUUCACGAACUUGCCUUAGGGUUAGAGAUGAGUGGCCACAAGUUCUUAUGGGUCGUGAGGGCUCCAAGUGGGGAUGCUUGUUCAGCUUAUUUGACUACACAAAAAAAGAAUGACCCUCUUGACUACUUGCCAGAAGGGUUCAUUGAGAGAACCAAGGGUGAAGGUUUUGUGGUCCCAUCAUGGGCCCCACAAAUUGAGAUUUUGAGACACGAGUCUAUUGGUGGGUUCUUGACUCACUGUGGCUGGAACUCAAUACUUGAGGCUAUUUUCUAUGGAAAGUCAAUGAUCGCAUGGCCAUUAUUUGCAGAUCAGAGAAUGAACGCAGUGAUGCUAACUGAGCAAUUUAAGGUUGCGUUGAGGCCAAAAGAUGAUGAGAAUAAUAAUGGGAUUGUAGAGAGAAAAGAAGUUGCUAGAGUUGUGAAAAUAGCAAUGGAAGGUGAUGAAGGCACAGAACUUCGAAGAAGAAUUCAAGCGUUAAAGGAUGCUGCUCUUAGAGCACUUGGUGAAGAUGGUUCAUCUACAAGGACUGUCUCAAAUUUAGCAUUUGAAUGAAAAAUAUUUGUGGCAAGGUAAAAAUAUUAUACAUCCUUUCAACUAAUAAUUAAUUAGUAUUUUUUUCCCUUCAGUAAAUUAUUUUCAUGGUUUCUUGCCUCCUUAAGUCCUUAGGAACCCCUAGAAACUGCGUGUGUUAUAUCCUUCAAUGUAUCUCUUAUAACAAUAGUAUAAAAUUAUGGAAUUAUAUAUACAUAGAAAUUGGUUGUUUGUAA
Prosopis cineraria is the source of this 1657-nucleotide messenger RNA. RefSeq names its product hydroquinone glucosyltransferase-like. Gene Ontology annotation, molecular function: UDP-glycosyltransferase activity. The transcript is spliced from 2 exons. Lineage: Eukaryota; Viridiplantae; Streptophyta; Magnoliopsida; Fabales; Fabaceae. The coding region runs from base 390 to 1442 and encodes 350 amino acids. The record is from RefSeq and is a predicted model, not a curated record.